CAAUUUCCGCCGGAAGAGCGCUGUCGGGGUCUGGAUUCCGCGCGGAGAGGCAAGAUGCUCAAGUCCAAGACUUUCUUGAAAAAGACUCGGGCGGGCGGCGUAAUGAAGAUCGUGCGCGAGCACUACCUGCGGGACGACAUCGGCUGCGGUGCGUCUGGGUGCGCGGCGUGCGGCGGUGCUCACGAGGGGCCGGUCCUCGAGCCGCAGCCCCUGGACCCGGCCAGCAGUCUUUGCCCGCAGCCGCACUACUUGCUGCCUGACACCAACGUGCUGCUGCACCAGAUUGAUGUCCUUGAGGACCCUGCCAUCAGAAAUGUCAUUGUGCUACAAACAGUUCUCCAAGAAGUGAGAAAUCGGAGUGCUCCCGUGUAUAAACGAAUCCGAGAUGUGACUAAUAACCAGGAGAAGCAUUUUUAUACGUUUACUAAUGAGCACCAUAGAGAAACUUACGUAGAGCAAGAACAGGGAGAAAAUUCUAAUGACAGGAAUGACAGAGCCAUUCGAGUAGCAGCAAAAUGGUACAAUGAACAUUUGAAGAAAAUGUCAGCAGAGAAUCAGCUGCAAGUUAUCUUCAUAACAAAUGACAGGAAAAACAAAGAGAAAGCCAUAGAGGAGGGGAUACCAGCUUUCACUUGUGAAGAAUAUAUAAAAAGCCUAACUGCUAACCCCGAGCUCAUAGAUCGUCUUGCGUGUUUGUCUGAAGAAGGGAAUGAAAUAGAGAGUGGAAAAAUAAUAUUUUCAGAGCAUCUUCCGUUAAGUAAGCUACAACAAGGCAUAAAAUCGGGUACAUACCUUCAAGGAACAUUUAGAGCCAGCAGGGAAAAUUACUUAGAAGCCACAGUGUGGGUUCAUGGAGACACUGAAGAAAAUAAAGAGAUAAUCCUACAAGGACUUAAAAAUUUAAACCGAGCAAUUCAUGAAGAUAUUGUGGCUGUGGAACUUCUUCCCAAGAGUCAGUGGGUAGCACCAUCCUCUGUGGUUUUACAUGAUGAAGGCCAAAAUGAAGAUGAUAUGGAGAAAGAAGAGGAGAGAGAACGCAUUCUGAAGUCUGCUGUAAGUGAGAAAAUGUUAAAGCCUACAGGUAGAAUUGUCGGAAUAAUAAAAAGGAACUGGAGACCAUAUUGUGGCAUGCUUUCCAAGUCUGACAUUAAGGAGUCAAGAAGACAUCUCUUUACACCUGCGGAUAAGAGAAUCCCUAGAAUUCGGAUAGAAACCAGACAGGCUUCCACAUUAGAAGGACGGAGAAUUAUUGUUGCUGUUGAUGGUUGGCCCAGAAGUUCCAGAUAUCCAAACGGACACUUUGUAAAAAAUUUAGGUGAAGUUGGAGACAAAGAGACUGAAACAGAAGUUUUGUUACUUGAGCACGAUGUUCCCCAUCAGCCUUUUUCACAGGCUGUUCUCGGCUUUCUACCAAAGAUGCCGUGGAGCAUUACUGAGCAGGACAUGGAAAACCGAGAAGACCUGAGACAUCUGUGUGUUUGUAGUGUGGACCCCCCAGGAUGCACUGAUAUAGAUGAUGCUCUGCAUUGUAGAGAACUGAAAAAUGGAAAUUUGGAGGUUGGUGUUCAUAUUGCUGAUGUUAGCCAUUUUAUUAGGCCAGGAAAUGCUUUGGAUCAAGAAUCAGCCAGAAGGGGAACUACUGUGUAUCUUUGUGAAAAGAGGAUUGACAUGGUUCCAGAGCUGCUUAGCUCUAACUUAUGUUCCCUGAGAUCUAACGUUGACAGAUUGGCAUUUUCAUGUAUUUGGGAAAUGAAUGACAAUGCCGAAAUCUUAAAAACGAGGUUUACCAAAAGUGUCAUUAAUUCAAAGGCUUCCCUUACAUAUGCUGAAGCUCAGAUGAGAAUUGAUUCAGCAACCAUGAAUGAUAAUAUUACUACUAGUCUCCGUGGACUGAAUAAACUCGCUAAAAUUUUGAAAAAAAGAAGAAUUGAAAAAGGGGCUUUGACUCUUUCUUCGCCAGAAGUUCGAUUCCACAUGGACAGUGAAACUCAUGAUCCUAUAGAUCUGCAGACCAAGGAACUUAGAGAAACAAAUUCCAUGGUGGAAGAAUUUAUGUUACUUGCCAAUAUCUCUGUUGCAAAAAAAAUUCAUGAAGAAUUUUCUGAGCAUGCUCUGCUUCGAAAACAUCCCGCUCCUCCUCCAUCAAAUUACGAAAUUCUUGUUAAGGCAGCUAAGUCUAAGAAUUUGGAAAUUAAAACCGAUACAGCCAAAUCUUUGGCUGAUUCUUUGGACCGGGCGGAUUCACCUAUUUUCCCAUAUCUAAACACUCUGUUAAGAAUAUUAGCUACUCGCUGUAUGAUGCAAGCUGUGUACUUCUGCUCUGGAAUGGAUAAUGAUUUUCAUCACUAUGGCUUGGCAUCCCCAAUAUACACACAUUUUACUUCACCCAUCCGAAGAUAUGCAGACAUCAUUGUUCAUCGGUUGUUGGCUGUGGCUAUCGGGGCUGACUGCACUUACCCAGAGCUGACAGACAAACACAAGCUUGCUGAUUUAUGUAAAAAUCUCAAUUUCCGGCACAAAAUGGCACAAUACGCUCAGCGUGCAUCAGUGGCUUUUCAUACCCAGCUAUUUUUCAAAAGCAAAGGAAUAGUAAGUGAAGAAGCUUAUAUUCUGUUUGUAAAAAAGAAUGCUAUUGUGGUGUUAAUUCCAAAGUAUGGUUUAGAAGGUACAGUGUUUUUUGAAGAAAAGGACAAACCAAAGCCACGGCUUAUUUAUGACGAUGAGGUACCAUCACUUAAAAUAGAAGAUACAGUGUUUCAUAUAUUUGAUAAAGUAAAAGUGAAAAUCAUGUUAGACUCAUCAAAUCUUCAGCAUCAGAAAAUCCGAAUGUCCCUGGUGGAGCCACAGAUACCAGGGAUAAGCGUUCCUCCUGACACUUCAAACACGGACAUGAAUGAACCAGAGAGAAAGAAGAAGAAGCUUCAAAAAUAGCUCCAGUCAACAGAAAACCUUCAAAGAUUGGUUUCCUUUUGUAAAAAAACAAAACAAACAAAAAAACUUGAGAGAGCACUUCUCAACUUAAGAAGUGUGUGAUACAGUUUGUUACUUUUAAGUACGUUUUAAUAAUUUUAAAAAUUUGCAUUUUUAUUGAACUGUUGGCUGUAUCUGUCCCAUCACACUACUUCAUUUCUGGAUCGAACAGAACUGUCUAUGCAGAGAAAUUCAAUUGAAUAUCCAUAACUUACAUAGUGACAGGAUAGCACCUUGAGGGGUCUGUAAAGAUUGCUUAAAGGCAGCACUCCUCUGCUCAUUGAAGGGCAGGUGAAUUUUGCAUAAGUAAUUUAAUUAUUUACUAUUGAUAGAAAAAAUUAUCAUUUUCUUAUGGAGCAAAAAUUAGAACAUUUUUAGAAGCAAGGAACCAGCUAUUCUUCCCGAAUCUUGAAAGCUGUCAGUGUGUGGUAUGACAGUUUUUAGAUUCAAGACAAUGAAGUCAAGAGCUGUCAGGGAACUCAGUCGUUCAUCUCCUGUGCCAUCUUUAAUUUACCUUGUAUUAAGCAUCCCCUUACUGUUAAAAAGCCUCCUGCAUUUUAUUAGGGGUCCUUGAACAGCUCUGCUUGCUUGGGAAUUGGAUGUCUGGGGAAGGUGAAGUAGCAUAUUGUGAUGGGACUGGAAAAAUAGUUUUUCGAAAUACCAGAUAAUAAGUGUGGUCAUCAUCCUUGACCUUCAGCUCAAGUAUUUCCCCAAAAAUAAGGCACUAGGGUUCAAAGAAAGACUAGAGAUGGCACUAUGAAUGUUACAUCAUGUUACUUAUAAAAAAUAGAUAAUCAGUGACUUAAAUUGCAUAUGUAUCAGAUCACGUAGGAAAGGAGGGGUUGUUAAGGACACUAAAGGCAACAGAUUGCAGUACCGCGUUUGAUGCACCAGAGUGACUACUUCCCUUGUUAACCACGAAGGUUAGUGAUGAUUAAAUUGGUGUUUUCAAGAUGCAUUGAGACAGAAAUACCUUAGUAUUUUCCUUUGCUUAUUCAAUUUCUAGAAGUACCUACAUUGUACCAGGUGCAUCACCAGUUGAGUAGACCAUCUCUGCCUUGAGGGAGCUUGUGGUCCAGGGACAAGACUGGCAGGUCCCACCAGCGUGUGUAGAAUGUGGGGGUGGCUACAGUGAGUAUCAUCACUUAGGCGCUCAAUAGUUAUUAAAAUGAUUGUUACUGAGGAAAACAUCCAUCCACUGAGGCAGAACUCGUCUCAGUCGGAGGAAGAUGGCCUUGAGUGGACUGUCACCGAGAGCAGUCAGCAAGCCACUGCUGUCAAGGCCAGACACAUUCAACUCUGGUAGCCGGAGAGUUUCUGUUACAACCAUCACGCUCCAUCCACUCCUGCUUACAGUGCGGAAGCAGUCAGAGACAGUGGGUGAACAGACGAGCGUGGCUGUGUUCCAAUAAAACCUUAUUUAUGGACAGGGACAUUUAAAUUUCGUAAUUUUCAUGUGUUUAACAAAAUACUACUCAAUUUGAUUUCCAUACUGCACCCCUCUCUGCAACCACUGAAAAAUCCUUUGUCCAUGGGCCAUAGUUUACCUGAAGCACAGGAAAAGGAAGGCUUCUUCAUAGAACAAGGCUUUAGUGACCUCAUGCCUAUCUUUCCAAGUUUGUUUUCUUGUGCCUUAUUUAUGAGGAAAGCCUAAUUCAGCUCUGUCGCCUACUGUCUAGUUCAAGAUGACCAGAAACCGUAUUUUCACCCUAAAGCCUCUUCUUUGGUAAUGCUUCUAGUACCGUUUCUUACGCUAAGCAGCUUACAUGAAACGUUUCAUUUAAAAGCCCUGUUAAGGACUACUGUCCCCAUUUAACAAAUGGGUGAUGGAUGGAGGUUCCUGACCUGGUGCAGGUAGUAAGUGGCAGAGGGGAGAUCUGAGUCCAAGUUAUCAUCACUACUUUAUUCUUUGUUUCUUGAUUUGUGCUAUUAAAAGCACAGCCAAGGAAGCCCCUACCCCAAGGAUCAAAAAGUCCUCUUAAGAAUGGCAACUGUUUUUUAGGUUUAUAUUGAUUCUAAAGCCAUGAUUAAGGACUCCAUUUCCUAAUGCACCGUCUUUAGCAAUGGACCUCAUGGCUCAUGGCUUUAAUGGUUGGUGUACUGGCGGGGAGUAUGAGCCAGAAACACAGCAAGAAGUUUUGCAGGUUGGCACUAAGUUUACAAGGUGCACGAAAGGAAGGAAGGAGGUGACAUGAUGAUAGUAUGUCCUUAUUUCCUAGGGCUACAUAUGAAUUAGUGUUCCCUUUUGAAAGACAGUUUUAAAAGGUAAUUUGUAAAAUAUGAGUAUACAUUCUCCAAAGUAAAAAAAACAGUUCCCCUCAAAAUCAUAUACCCAUUCUACUCCCAAUGUUAAUGUAAGUAUUUUAGUUUAUUUUUAAGUAAUAAAAAAAAAAUUAGUCAUGUGUCUGCCCAACCAUCGCUUCAUAAGCCUAAAGCCCUACAGAAACUUGUCUCUUGGUUUUCCUGUGUUCUUACUCCUCUGCUGGACCAAACUUGAGCUGGAAAGGAUGUUGCUACCCUUGGAUGGAGACACAUUCUGGGCAUCCCUCAUUUACCCGACUAAUAAUACAUGAGAGAAAGAUGCUGUUAGUACUAGCUUUCUAGUAUUUAUAUUUUUCAGACCAAUUAUUAUUAGAACUAAGGAUUUCUACACAGAAAUGAACAAACAGUUUUGAGAAUAAAAAAUUCUGGAAACCUGCUUAA
Molecule: messenger RNA, 5673 nt
Organism: Camelus dromedarius (Arabian camel)
Lineage: Eukaryota; Metazoa; Chordata; Mammalia; Artiodactyla; Camelidae
Gene: DIS3
Product: DIS3 homolog, exosome endoribonuclease and 3'-5' exoribonuclease
Exons: 21
Coding region: 55-2931 (958 amino acids)
Biological process (GO): rRNA catabolic process
Cellular component (GO): cytoplasmic exosome (RNase complex); nuclear exosome (RNase complex)
Molecular function (GO): 3'-5'-RNA exonuclease activity; RNA binding; endonuclease activity
Source: RefSeq, a predicted model, not a curated record